AUGGCCAUGGUUUUGGACAUUGAGGCACUGCGGUGUUCCCUUCAGAACAAGCCGUUCUGCACUAAGGAAAAGUCGCUUCUCCAGAUGAUCCGGCAGUUUGAGGCCAUCCAACUUCAACAGCAAGACCUGCUUGAGACAGCGAAAGGCCUUAUGACAUUCAAACUCAAGGUUGCUUUCUCAGAAGAAAGACGCGAAGUCAGAGAAAUCACCGUGGAGGCCACGCCCUUCGACACAGUCUCGGCCGUUAUCGAGCGGGUUGCAAGUGGUCUUGAAGUUGGCUCGAGACGGCUCAGCAUCACCAAGGACGGCCAAGACUUGCCGAAGGAGGGGACUCUUUCAUCACUCGGGAUCUCAGAAAGCACCAAGCUCGAAUGCAAGCCCUAUUGCAUGCCCGGAAGGUAUCAAAUCUUCGUGAAGAGACUCACGGGCAAAACGCUGACCUUGGAUGUAGAAGGAAGUGACACCGUGGCCGAUCUUAAAGCACAGAUUCAGGACCAGGAAGGCAUCCCUCCCGAUCAGCAGCGCUUGAUUUUCGCCGGGAAGCAGCUUGAGGACGACCGGAGUUUGUCAGUUUACGGCCUUCAGGAAGAGUCCACUGUGCACCUCGUCGUGCGUUUGAAGAAAGUAACUGUGCCUCGUCCAGCGAUCGGCAUCUCACAAGGCUCCGUGCUCGAGUGCGGGCAUGGCAAGAUCGACUGCAUGCAGUUAUUCGUGCAGACUCUCACGGGCAAGACGUUGACCUUGGGCGUAGAAAUGAACGACACCAUCGACAACUUGAGAGCAAAGAUUCAAGACAAAGAGGGCAUCCCUCCCGACCAGCAGCGUUUGAUUUUCGCUGGCAUGCAGCUAGAAGACGGACGCACUUUAUCGGACUACGGCAUCCAAAAGGAAGACACCUUACACCUCAUCUUACGUCUACGUGGGGGCAUGUACGAUCCGAUCUCCGGCCGCCAAGGCUUCGAGGUGCUCUCGGACAAAAUCGUCUUCGAGGAUGGGGACUCAUGGAAAUUCGAUGGGAGUUCGGAGAGCCUCAAGUUCUAUAGCCAUGGAAAGCGAGAGACGGUGUCGUUUUCUUCGAAGGAAGAGAUGGUGAGCUACCUGGAGUCGUCUCGCGUGGAGUUUCUCCUUCGUCGGUUGGAACAGGUUCAGAGCAGCAGCCAGGAACUCGAGAAGGAAGCCGGUCUGUGGAUGUCCAGAGCAGUGUCUGGCAGCGUCGGAUACAGUGUAGACAUCCAGGAUACGAUGGAUGAUUAG
Symbiodinium sp. CCMP2592 is the source of this 1254-nucleotide messenger RNA. NCBI's taxonomy places the organism in Eukaryota, Dinophyceae, Suessiales, Symbiodiniaceae. The record is from the annotation of a GenBank genome assembly.